Molecule: messenger RNA, 1208 nt
Organism: Stereum hirsutum FP-91666 SS1
Lineage: Eukaryota; Fungi; Basidiomycota; Agaricomycetes; Russulales; Stereaceae
Exons: 3
Coding region: 47-1006 (319 amino acids)
Source: RefSeq, a predicted model, not a curated record
CGACUGACGCUGAACCAAUCUGCUUCGCCACUUCUCUCAUUCCACCAUGGCCGCCAGGGAGGAGGACGCGGCUCUCGACGACCUCGAAGGUGGUGACCAUGUCCCACUCAAUCCUUCCGGAUACGCAAACGGCGAAUAUGGAGAAUCCGCUUCCGCUCCUUCGUCAAAGCCCGGACGAUCAAUCUAUGCCCUCACACGACAGGAAAUAACCAGAGGGAUCGCGAACCGUUUCGUGCAUUCACGAAUAUACAUCUUGCUCUACCUCGCCAUGGCGGCGCUCUCUAUCACCACAGUCGUCCUCAGUCUGAAAGAUGGCUGUCCGACGCUUGCAUUUUAUAUUCUUGAGGUUAUAAUCAAUACAGCUAUGAUUGCUGAAGUCGUUGUGAGGUUCCUCGCUCUGGGCUCGGUGCGUAUCACUCUGAAUAUUCUCCAUGGUCUGCUCCACAGAACGCUGACGGAUGUGUUGCUGCGCGCUUGUUGGACUUUGAUGAACAAUUGCAUGGAACUUGGGGCGUCCACUUUAUUAUGGUAUUGGGUUGUCCUCGAACCCGAACAGCAAUUCUGGAAAUACCCCUUCAAUAUCUUUGAUCUAAUCGUUACCACCUUCUGCGUCCUGACGCUACUCGUCAUCGUAUUCAAUGGAUGUGGCACGGCGAGUAAGGAGGAAGAAAUUCUUGAUACACUCUUGCUUGUGGCACGGAAUAUAUUACAAUUUGGACGAUUAGCUACUGUUGUACGACAAUCCGGCCAAUCCAUCUUCACCCGCCCAAAACCCAUCGACCUCACCGCCGCCCGUCGCGCAGGCUACAGCCUCGACAUGGACCUCGACCUUCCCGACGACGACGAAUCAGACGAACUCCGCGCUCCUCUCAAUCGUAACCCCGUACUCUUCGACUCUGACUCGCCUGGAGAAGAGCAGAGACCGUCGCAUUUGUCGGAGAUGCCGAGGGCGGUGCAGGCGGUUAAGGAUAGGGACGAGGAGGAUGUUUGGGCUGAGAUUGGUUGAGUAUGGGGGUUGAGAAGAAAGUUUAUGAUAUGAUAGGUGAUGGAUGGUGGACGGUGGAGGACGGAAGGUGGAAGGUUGUGUAUCUAGUGGUUCGGAUGCCGUUUUGGACUCUCGCGUUUGGUUGCGGACUGUGCGUAUAGUACUAGCUCGUAUUUGACAUUCGUACUUCUUGGUUUCAUUCUAUCUAUGUGUACCUCACCUC